AAAAAGCACAUGAAUGUCACAGAAGUGCAGAUGUCAUCUUUUUUCAUACAAUCGCCAUUCAGAUGGUUUUCUUCAGGUGCAGCACAAGGUUUAGUUCUGCAUCAACACAAUACACAAAUAUACAAAAUACAUUAUGUGUUCUGAUCGUGGGAACCAAACGUUUGGGGUCAUUUUAGUUCACUUGUUAAAAAUAAAUAAGAGAAAUUGCUAAAAGUUGAUGUGUGUGCAAUUUUAAAAUAAGAGAUAUUUAAAUAAAUUUUAUUUCGACACAAUAACCGGAAGAGUCAAGCCUCAUUUACGACCUGUGGUACCGUUGCCAUGGCAACACGGUGACUCCUCGGCGACAGAAAGACCUUGGACAGCGUUUUGCAGCAUGGCGACUUUAGUCUCUCUAGACUCUGUGAGGAAGAAGAUCCAGACGCUGCAGCAGGUGGCGUAUGAGGCGGAGGAGCGAGCCGAGCUGCUGCAGGCGGACGCGGACGCGGAGCGGGAGGCCAGACUGCGGGCUGAGGCAGAGGUGGCCUCUCUAAACAGGCGCAUCCAGCUGGUGGAAGAGGAGUUGGAUCGGGCUCAGGAGAGACUGGCUACUGCUCUGCAGAAGCUGGAAGAGGCCGAGAAGGCGGCAGACGAGAGUGAGAGAGGAAUGAAGGUCAUAGAGAACAGAGCCACAAAAGACGAAGAGAAAAUGGAGAUCCAGGAGAUGCAGCUGAAGGAAGCCAAACACAUUGCAGAGGAGGCUGACCGCAAAUAUGAAGAGGUUGCCCGUAAACUAGUGAUCCUGGAGGGUGAGCUGGAGCGCUCCGAGGAGCGGGCUGAGGUGGCUGAGGCGCGAGUGCGGGAGCUGGAGGAGGAGCUUAGACUAAUGGACCACAAUUUGAAGUCCAUGAUGUGUGACGAAGAAGAGUACUCGCAGAAGGAGGACAAGUAUGAAGAGGAGAUUCGGGUGCUGACUGACAAACUGAAGGAGGCUGAGACUCGUGCAGAGUUUGCAGAGAGGUCUGUGGCUAAACUAGAGAAGACCAUUGAUGAUCUAGAAGAGAAAGUUGCUCAUGCCAAAGAGGAGAACCUGGAGAUGCACCAGGUGUUGGACCAAACUCUUCUAGAGCUCAACAAUUUAUAGUACAACAUUGAUCUUGUGAGCUCUUCAUUCCUGAUAUAAUUUUAGCACAAGAAACAAAGUCAGUUGUAAAAAUAACUGUAGGACCUUCACUAAUCAUUGUAAUGAUUGUUACAGAUAUUUGUUGCUAAAGGUCACAAGAUAAAGACACUUUACACCUCAAAAUCAAGUCCUACCAUUAUGUUUUGGAAUUAUGACAUUGGAGAAAUACUACAAGAAAUAAAACCUGUGCCCUGUGUACCAUUUCUUGUUUAUGUCUUCAUCCUAAACCAUUUUAAUAAAACAUGGGUUUGUUGAAUGGUU
This is a messenger RNA of Betta splendens (Siamese fighting fish), 1420 nucleotides long. Its product is annotated as tropomyosin beta chain. Gene Ontology annotation, cellular component: actin filament. NCBI's taxonomy places the organism in Eukaryota, Metazoa, Chordata, Actinopteri, Anabantiformes, Osphronemidae. Gene Ontology annotation, biological process: muscle contraction; actin filament organization. The coding region runs from base 374 to 1120 and encodes 248 amino acids. The record is from RefSeq and is a predicted model, not a curated record. Gene Ontology annotation, molecular function: actin filament binding. The transcript is spliced from 8 exons.